AUGGUAGCUUUAUGUGAUAGUACACUGGUUAGACAGUUUAAACCAUUAUACAAUGUUGGUUUUCCAAAGCCAACGUCAAGACUCAACAUCGAAUUAUUAUCGGACUUGGAACUUGAAGAAUAUUUCAAAGCUCACUUUCUCCAAAUUUUUAUCGAACAGAUGGCUAAUAUUCCAUUUCCUCGUAUCCAUUCUGCCAAGGAAGAAGAACCGAAAGAAAUUAGGCCAGAUUUGAAUGUUCGACUAUUAUGCCCAGACUGCAAGAAUCCCACUCCUAAUAUAAUAGAAGAAUUUGCAAGUGGUGAUUUAGUAUGUGGCGAUUGUGGCUUAGUGCUUGGAGAUAGAAUUAUCGACACUCGCUCGGAAUGGAGAACCUUUGCCAAUGACGAAGGUGAUGACCCAUCCCGUGUAGGUGCCGCAGCUAAUCCUUUGCUUGACGGUUCACAGCUGGACACUGUCAUCUCACGACGAGAUGGCGGAUCUGGAACAGCCAAGGAUUUGAACAAAGUUCAUGGAAGAGCGACAGCAGUCAAAGGAGAGAAAAAUUUAAUACAGGCGUAUAAAGAAAUAGCGGCCAUGUGUGAGGCCAUUGGAUUGACACGACAUAUUGCGGACAUUGCCAAACAGUUAUACAAACGUGCAGAAGAGGAAAAGCUCCUACGUGGAAAGAGCACAGAAUCUAUUAUCGCAGCUUGUAUUUUUAUCGCUUGUCGUCAGGAGAAUGUACCCCGUACAUUUAAGGAAAUUUGCGCAAUUACGCGUGUGCCAAAGAAAGAAAUCGGACGUUGCUUCAAAAUUCUGAUCAGCAAUUUCGAGACUGGCGUUGGAACGAUGGCGUCUGAAGAUUUAAUGUCGCGCUUUUGUUCCAUGUUGAGUUUGGGCAUGGAAGUGCAAAAGGCGGCUGUUGAAUUGACUAAAAAGAGAAACGAGUUGGGCGUAUUAGCUGGAAAAUCGCCGGUUUCGGUCGCGGCUGCGUGCAUAUAUCUAGCAUCUCAUUUGUAUGGGCAGCCCAAGUCUACCAAGGAAAUUGCCAACGUUACUGGUGUAUCCGAGGUUACCAUUAAGAAUUCUUACAGAGGUCUAUAUAACGAACGUGAGAAACUGUUGGAUCAAAAAUAUGGUAACUUUAAGAACUUGCCUGCUCCAUAA
Molecule: messenger RNA, 1146 nt
Organism: Paraglomus occultum
Lineage: Eukaryota; Fungi; Glomeromycota; Glomeromycetes; Paraglomerales; Paraglomeraceae
Source: the annotation of a GenBank genome assembly